AAAAUGUGUUCACUACAGCUUUGAUCAAUUGGUGCAAUUGGUGCAAUGGGUGCAAGAGCUUGGGGAUUGAGCUUUCUUCUAUUUGGUUUCAUUUCCUUUUCAGUCUUUCUCUAUGCUGCUGUCAUAUCCAAAUUUCUUCCACCAUCUGAGAAUCCCAUCUUAGCAUCCAUUCAAAAAGAUAGAUACUACAGUUUGCUAGUGCCAUUGACCCUUCCUGUUCUUGUAAUUUCUGUAUACUUUCACUGGCUUAGCAUGAAACUCUUCAAGCAUGCCUGAAGCCUACUUUCUCAGAUUGGAAAAUGGAGCCCUACAUACGUGAUAUUUUAUGGGUUGCUCUAAUUGUGGCUAAGGAAAGAUGCGUGUACAUACAUUAGUGUGAUUUUGGUGAGUGUUUGUAACUAAGGUUUUGAAUUCAACAUGCCUAGCAAAUAGCUAGCAUUUUUAUGAGUAGAUGGUCUUAUUAGGGGGUGUAAAAAACUUAUCAUAUUUAUUUCUUUUGUAGAAACUGCUGUAACCAUUUUAGUUCUCAGAAUUCAACCCGCUUAUGCUAUGCUACUUUUUACUCCAAAGCUUUUGCAAAAAGCUUCAUCUACAACCCCCAAACCCUUCUGUCUUGCAAUCCACUUGCUUCUCCAAAGUACCUCCACAAAACAUGAAAAGCAAAAUCAACAAUGGUUUGGUUUGAUUCGUUGCAUUGCUGGUCCAGCAUCAAGCCCGAGCUUGUCUAUAUGGAGGCGGAAGAAGGAGAUUGGCAAAGAGGGGCUUAUUGCAGCCAAAGAACUCAAGCGACUUCAAUCUGACCCAAUUCGUCUUGGCCGAUUCAUUCGCUCGCAUGUGUCUCGCUUGCUCAAGGCUGAUCUUGUAUCAGUUCUUGCUGAGUUCCAAAGGCAAGAUCAAGUAUUCCUUUGUAUGAAGUUAUAUGAUGUAGUACGGAAAGAAAUAUGGUACCGGCCAGACAUGUUCUUUUACAGGGACAUGCUUGUGAUGCUAGCUAGAAACAAAAAGGUGGAAGAAGCAAAGAGGGUUUGGGAAGACCUAAGGAGAGAGGAAGUUUGGUUCGAUCAGCAUACUUUUGGAGAUAUCAUAAGAGCUUUCUUAGAUGGCGGACUUCCCUCAGAGGCAAUGGACAUUUAUGAAGAAAUGAGACAAUCCCCUGAUCCCCCGUUAUCUUUGCCUUUUCGAGUAAUCCUGAAAGGACUCAUUCCAUAUCCAGAAUUGAGAGAGAAGGUUAAAGAUGAUUUUUUGGAGCUUUUCCCUGGUAUUGUCGUCUAUGACGCCCCUGAAGACUUGUUUGAAGAUCAAGGAUUGAGAUCAGAGAGUGAAAGUGAGUAGGGUUUUAUUUAGGGCUUCUUUGAGAAAAUAUUGAAGAUGAGGUGUUCCCUAAAGCUUUGAGAGUUUAAUGCCUUUGGAAUAUUGGGAGCUUGUUUUAUGAUAGAUUAUGUUGUAGAAGCUCAGAAUGGAAGGGACUAUUGCCACUAGUCCGUUUGCAAUGAAUAGUUCGGAAUAAAUAUCUAAUUCGUCAAAUAGUAUAAAUCUAUAAGAAUGCAUUACCAAGGGAAGGUUAUAUUUUUGUGUAUGUAUAUGAACUAUUUGGUUAAGUGAUCUACUUUUGUCUCUU
This is a messenger RNA of Carica papaya (papaya), 1618 nucleotides long. The record is from RefSeq and is a predicted model, not a curated record. Lineage: Eukaryota; Viridiplantae; Streptophyta; Magnoliopsida; Brassicales; Caricaceae.